This is a messenger RNA of Engraulis encrasicolus (European anchovy), 7992 nucleotides long. RefSeq names its product sodium channel, voltage-gated, type I-like, alpha (gene scn1laa). Bases 1 to 5961 code for a protein of 1986 amino acids. Gene Ontology annotation, molecular function: voltage-gated sodium channel activity; protein binding. The transcript has 27 exons. Lineage: Eukaryota; Metazoa; Chordata; Actinopteri; Clupeiformes; Engraulidae. The record is from RefSeq and is a predicted model, not a curated record. Gene Ontology annotation, biological process: neuronal action potential; sodium ion transmembrane transport; membrane depolarization during action potential. Gene Ontology annotation, cellular component: voltage-gated sodium channel complex; axon; plasma membrane.
AUGGCGCAGCUGCUUCUGCCACCGGGACCAGACAGUUUCCGUCGGUUCACCCGCGAAUCCCUGCGCGCCAUCGAGAAGCGCAUCAGCGAAGAGGGCCCCAAGAAGCCCAAGGAGAAGCGCAAAGAUGACGAGAACAGGCCCAGGCCCAACCGGGACCUGGAGGCGGGCAAGAUCCUGCCCUUCAUCUACGGGGAUGUGCCCGCCGGCCUGGUGUCCACACCACUGGAGGACAUGGACCCCUUUUACAACAAACAGAAAACCUUUAUAGUAUUGAACAAAGGAAAGGCAAUCUUCCGCUUCAAUGCCACCCGGGCCUUGUACAUUUUAAGCCCCUUCAACCCCAUCAGGAAAUUAGCUAUUAAAAUUUUGGUGCAUCGGUGGUUUAGCAUGUUGAUCAUGUGUACCAUUAUAACCAACUGUGGAUUUAUGACACAAUCAAGUCCAACUCCAGAUUGGGCAAAGAACGUAGAGUACACUUUCACAGGGAUAUACACGUUUGAGUCGCUAAUUAAGAUUCUAGCGCGUGGCUUCUGUGUGGGCAAGUUUACCUUCCUCAGAGACCCAUGGAACUGGCUCGACUUCUGUGUCAUUGUCAUGGCGUAUGUAACAGAGUUUGUAAACCUAGGCAAUGUUUCAGCUCUCCGCACGUUCAGAGUACUGAGGGCUUUGAAAACUAUUUCAGUGAUCCCAGGUCUGAAGACCAUUGUAGGUGCACUCAUACAAUCGGUGAAGAAGUUGGGAGAUGUCAUGAUCCUCACUGUGUUUUGCUUAAGUGUCUUUGCUCUCAUCGGCCUUCAGCUCUUCAUGGGCAAUCUAAAGCACAAAUGUGUGAGAAUGCCAAACCCUUUAAACAGAACAGAAUCAAAAGACUUCAUUAAAAGUAAUAUUACUUAUCGUGACGACAAAGAAAACCACUACUUCCUGAAGGAUCAGAUUGAUGCCUUGCUAUGUGGCCUCAGUAGUGAUGCCGGGCAGUGCCCGGAGGGAUAUCUAUGCUAUAAAGCAGGAGAGAAUCCAGACUAUGGGUACACCAGCUUCGACACGUUUGGCUGGGCCUUCCUGUCCCUGUUCAGGCUGAUGACCCAGGACUACUGGGAACGUCUCUAUCAGCAGACUCUGAGGGCCGUAGGGAAGCCCUACAUGGUCUUCUUUGUGCUGGUCAUCUUCCUGGGCUCCUUCUACCUGGUGAACUUGAUCCUGGCUGUGGUGGCCAUGGCCUAUGACGAGCAGAACCAGGCCACCAUCCUGGAGGAAGAGGAGAAGGAGCUGGAGUUUCAGAUCAUGCUGGAGCAGCUCAAAAUGCAACAGGAAGAGAGCAUGGUACAUGACGCGGCGGACCCGACCGAGGGCCAAUCAGAGGCCUCCUCGGAUGGCUCCAGGCUCAGCUCCAAGAGCGCCAAGGAGAGACGUAACCACAGGAAGCGCAUGCAGAGGCUGGAUGGGGAGAGGGGCGGGAGCGAGCGCUCGCACAACUCUGAGUCGGAGGAGGGCAACAAAAGGCCCUCUCUCCGUUUCUUUGACGCCAAUCGGCUCUCUUAUAAAGACCGAUAUUCAUCUCAACGCCAGUCGAUCCUGAGUAUCCGAAGCAUUCUCACACCUAGACGGAACAGCCGAACAAGUGUGUUCAGUUUCCGUGGUGGAGUGGGUGACGAAACCAAUUUUGCAGACGAUGAGUAUAGCCCUUUCGACACGGGCAGCCGACGCGGCUCUGUGUUCCUGCCACAGAGGCCCCGUUUCGGCCAUCGGCACGUGAGCCAGGGCAGCACCUCCUCCCACAUCUUCCAGCCAUCCAAUGGAAAGAUCCGUGGCUCCGUGGAGCACAACGUGAUUGGCUCCCUCACGGACGGGGGCUCAGCCCCUUCUUCCCCUGCCCACCUUCGACUGCCAGUGGGUUCUCCAGGCAGUGGUUCCUUCAGAAAAAUGCGAUUUGGCUCAAACUCUGCGGACUAUCUGGAUGACCUGGCACUGAGGCAAAGAGCCUUGAGUGUGACAAGCUUCAUCUCCACAGUGGAAGAACUCGAAGAGGCAAGACGGAAGUGCCAUCCAUGUUGGUACGAGCUUGCCAGAACUCUGUUAAUCUGGGACUGUCCUCAAUGGGCAAAGAUCAAAAAGUCAGUUGCCCUAAUUGUGAUGGAUCCCUUUGCUGAUCUGUCUAUUACCAUCUGUAUUGUGCUCAAUACAAUAUUUAUGUCCAUGGAGCAAAACCCCAGCCCUCCUCAGUUAACCAAAACCCUUCUUGUAGGAAAUCAGGUCUUCACAGCUAUCUUCACUGGGGAAAUGGUUCUGAAGAUUAUAGCCAUGGAUCCAUUCUAUUAUUUUCAAGAGAGGUGGAAUAUAUUUGACAGUGUUAUCGUCAUUUUGAGCUUGAUAGAACUUGGCAUGACUACUUCAUCCAUGUCCAUCCUCAGGUCCUUUAGAUUGCUGCGGAUCUUUAAGCUGGCCAAGUCGUGGCCCACCCUUAACAUGCUGAUAAAGAUCAUUGGCAACUCGGUGGGUGCCCUGGGCAACCUGACCCUGGUGCUCGCCAUCAUCGUCUUCAUCUUUGCCGUGGUGGGCAUGCAGCUGUUUGGCAAGAGCUACCACAACUUCUACUGCCAGCCGGAGGACAAGUGUCGGCUGCCCCGCUGGCACAUGUACGACUUUCCCCACUCGUUCCUGGUGGUCUUCCGAGUGCUGUGCGGCGAGUGGAUCGAGACCAUGUGGGACUGCAUGCGGGUCAACGAGCCGUCCAUGUGUCUCGUCGUCUUCAUGAUGGUUAUGGUCAUCGGAAACUUGGUGGUUCUCAACCUCUUCCUUGCCCUGUUGCUGAGCUCAUUCAGCGCUGAUAACCUGUCAGCCGUCGAGGAUGACGGCGAAGCCAACAACAUCCAGAUCGCCAUGGUGCGGAUACACAAGGGCAUCGCCUGGGUCAAGCUGACCGUGCUGGGCUUCUUCCGGAACCUCUGCGUGAGGAAGAAGAAGCCCAAGAAGGUGGGCUCGGUCAACUCCGUCAAGUCUCGGAAUGACAUCCCCAAAGACAACGGCAUCUACAUCUCCAAUUGCACCGUGGAGUUCAUCAAAGACCUGGACUGCAUCAAAGAGGGCCACGAUGUGGCUGACGGCCUCAAUGACACGGCGGAGAACUUCGUCCACUCCAAUGACCUCUCCAACGAGGUCUACUCUUUCGUCAGCAAUCCAGAUAUAACAGUGUCCGUGCCUCUGGCGGCGUGUGAAUCGGACUUUGAGAACCUCAACACAGAGGACUUCAGUAGUCUCUCCUCUGACAAAGAAUACAUCAAUGAGAAAAUAGAGGAUGAUGAUGAUCAGAUCAGUUCUUCGGAGGGUAGCACGGUGGACAUCAGAAUUAAUAACGGAGACUCAAUGGACUUUGAGAUGGAUGAAUCAAUGGACCCUGAAGCUUGUUUCACAGCAGGUUGUGUCCAGAGGUUUCGAUGCUGUCGUGUGGACAUCGAGAAAGGGUUCUGGAAGUCGUGGUGGAUCUUGAGAAAGACCUGCUAUAGAAUUGUGGAACACAACUGGUUUGAAAGCUUCAUCAUCUUCAUGAUAAUGCUAAGCAGCGGGGCUCUUGCAUUUGAAGACAUCCAUAUGGUCCAAAGAAAGACAAUCAAGGAGAUCCUGGAAUACGCGGACAUAGUAUUCACUUAUGUGUUCAUCUUAGAGAUGUUGCUAAAGUGGGUGGCCUAUGGAUUUGCCAAAUACUUUACCAACUACUGGUGCUGGCUGGACUUCAUUAUUGUUGAUAUCUCCAUAAUCAGCAUGGUGGCCAAAGCCCUGAAGUAUAACCAAGGGGCCAUCAAGUCCCUCAGGACACUCAGGUGCCUGCGACCCCUCAGGGCCAUGUCACGCUUCGAAGGCAUGCGGGUGGUGGUGAAUGCUCUGCUCGGAGCCAUUCCGUCCAUCUUCAAUGUCCUGCUGGUCUGCCUUAUAUUCUGGCUCAUUUUCAGUAUCAUGGGAGUCAAUUUCUUUGCCGGAAAAUACCAUUUUUGUGCCAACCUCACCACGGGAGAUAAGUUCAAAAGUUACGAAGUCGCCAACAUCUCCAUCUGCAAUGUAACGGAAGGUGCUAUUUGGAAGAACCAGAAAAUUAACUUUGACAAUGUGGCGGCUGGAUACCUGGCCCUGUUGCAAGUGGCAACAUAUAAAGGGUGGAUGACGAUAAUGUAUUCUGCAGUAGACUCACGUAACGUGGGCGACCAGCCUGUAUAUGAAAGAAACAUGAUGGCUUACGUCUACUUCGUGGUGUUCAUCAUAUUCGGAUCGUUCUUCACCCUCAAUCUCUUCAUCGGUGUCAUUAUAGACAACUUCAACCAGCAGAAGAAAAAGUUUGGAGGUCAGGAUAUCUUCAUGACGGAGGAGCAGAAGAAGUAUUAUAACGCCAUGAAGAAGCUUGGAUCCAAGAAGCCCCAAAAGCCCAUACCCAGACCUUCAAACAAGAUACAGGGACUUGUUUUUGACCUUAUCACCAGGCAGGCCUUUGAUAUCUUGAUCAUGGUUCUCAUAUGCCUUAACAUGGUGACAAUGAUGGUGGAGACUGCAGACCAACCAAAAAGCAAGGAGAAUAUCCUUUACUGGAUUAACUUGGUGUUCAUCGUACUCUUCACCUCCGAAUGUGUGUUGAAGAUGUUUGCCCUUCGACAUUACUUUUUUACCAUCAGCUGGAACGUGUUUGACUUCAUAGUUGUCAUUCUCUCCAUCGUGGGUAUGUUUCUCGCAGAGGUCAUCGAACAGUACUUCUUCUCACCGACCUUGUUCAGAGUCAUCCGUCUUGCCAGGAUCGGCCGCAUCCUCCGGCUCAUCAAGAGUGCCAAGGGCAUCCGCACGCUCCUGUUCGCCCUGAUGAUGUCACUCCCUGCCCUCUUCAACAUCGGCCUGCUGCUCUUCCUUGUGAUGUUCAUCUACGCCAUCCUGGGCAUGUCCUUCUUCGCCUACGUCAAGAAGGAGGACGGCAUCGACGACAUGUUCAACUUCGAGACCUUUGGCAACAGCAUGAUCUGCCUCUUCCAGAUCACCACGUCGGCCGGCUGGGACGGCCUGCUGUCGCCCAUGCUCAACAGGCCGCCCGACUGCAAUGAAACCAUCGAGUACCCCGGCAGCCAGCACAAGGGCGACUGUGGCAACCCGCCGCUGGGCAUCGCCUACUUCGUCAGCUACGUCAUCAUCUGCUUCCUGAUCGUGAUCAACAUGUACAUCGCCGUCAUCCUGGAGAACUUCAGCGUGGCCACGGAGGAGAGCGCCGAGCCGCUGGGCGAGGACGACUUUGAGAUGUUCUACGAGGUGUGGGAGAAGUUCGACCCCAAGGCCUCGCAGUUCAUCACCUACGAGAGGCUGUCGGACUUUGCCGACACGCUGGACCCGCCCUUGCGCAUAGCCAAGCCCAACAUGGUGGCGCUGAUCAGCAUGGACCUGCCCAUGGUGAGCGGAGAGCGCAUCCACUGCCUGGAUAUUCUGUUUGCCUUCACCAAGCGCGUGCUGGGCGAGGGCGGGGAGCUGGACAUGCUGCGGGGCCAGAUGGAAGAGCGCUUCAUGGCCUCCAACCCGUCCAAGGUGUCCUACGAGCCCAUCACCACCACGCUGCGACGCAAGCAGGAGUUUGUGGCGGUCGUGCUCAUCCAGAGGACCUUCAGGCGCUACCUGAUCCGCCGGACUGUCAAGAAGGGCUCCAGCAUUUUUAAUUUCCGUGACAGCGACGAAGAGGCGGAGGAGAAGGCUCCACCUGAGGAGAAAGGCUCCGAGGAGAAACUGGCGAAUGAGCUCAAGCCGGUAGACAAGGGCUCGGGCAGGAGAGAUUCUUCCACUGUGUCUCCAGAGUCCUGCAACAGCUCGGGAACGGGAACGGAAAAACACAAGUACCAGAAAGACAAGAGGGAGAAGGAAGUCAAAUGUAAAGACAAUAAUCAGAAGGAUGAAGAGAGGGACAUUAAAUCCAAGGACAAUAAUCAGAAGAGUGAGGAGAAGAAGUGACACCACAUGCCUUUGAUUUAGUGGAUAAUAGUUCACUGCCCUUGAAUGUAGCCCAUUGUCUAAGCUCCCUUCCAGCUCUUGGAUGUCUGUGUCUUACCAACAGCACCUGUGGAGUACCACAGUUUAGGCUGACCGCUAUUGGUAUUCCUACACAUUUCUGGCGGAUGAUCAAUUGCCUGGCCAGACGAUGUAACCGUGGGACAUAAUGAGGUGCCCAAAGUGCACGUGACGUCAGCAAACUGUCAAGUGCAGCCGCUCUCAGACAUCUAUGCUGCAACUGGUGUGUACCUUUGGAAAUGCUGUAGCAAAAAAAAGAAUAUGUCAUGAACGUUUUCUAUCUGUUUUGACAGUGUUUCAAUCAAGUAUCCAUUAUGUGGACACCAACACAACUGUUCUUUAAUAGAGGAAAUGUGUUUUAUUUUAAGUUAAAAAUGAAUUCAACUCCUGAAAGCACAACCUGUGCACCGGUUUUGAAAAUGUGAGGGAUGAAACAUCUUGGAAUUUGUGGGUUCAUCAUGAAUGCCCAAAGCAAAUCAAACAGAAGACGUGCAAGGGGAAAAACUUAAAACAUUGCAGAUGAUCAACGGUACGCCAUGUGAGGGAGAGUUGAACGGCUUGAGGCACUGCUAUAAGCAAUGGCAAAGGAUUUCAGGCCUUCUGUGUGCACUGCAGUUGAAAAUUGCCCUAAAUUUAGGUAAACCCUACAAGAACAUGUUCUGAACAAUGGCCCACUUGAUGCUAAUCCAUAGUCAACUCAUAGGAAGAGUGAUUAUCUACUGUAUGCACCCUGUCUAUGCAGUCUGAUUCUGAGGCAGUUUUGGUCUUUCCACAAUCACUGCUACCAUUUUGAGAGCACAUAGUGGGCAUUUCUGCUUUCUCACAUUCAAAAUGUGUGUCUGAGGUUUGAGGCUCUUCCUUGUAUGGUCUUUUAACCCCCAAAAAUUGUUUUCAAGUGCAAAACCAGUCAUAGUUACUAAGUGUUGGGCAGUUUACAAUUUGUACCAGAAGACUAGACAAAUAGGAUUUAUAAUUUUACCACAUACACAGGAGACCUGGACAACUGUGUUUACUUCAAGGUCUCUGUCUCAGAAAAGCACUUAUUGCACAAACACAUAGCUGAAAUGUAACAAUGUGGUGGUGGGCUUUUGGUUUCAUGGAAAGGCAACAAAAUAUGUAGCUUUAUCGGUGAAUUGCUGUCACGUAUGAAUUAGGGUACACUAUUUCAAUUAACUUUCUUGUCAUACUGUACAACUUGUAAGAUGUAUUGUGUUAAUAAUGUAAUUUUAUUCCUUUAAUGUUCAUAAUGUAUGAUAUUGUCUUAUGUGCACGUUUGAAUUUGUUGGAACUGGUUUUGAUGAUUUUGUCUCUACUAUAACAUUGUAAUAUUCCCAUUUUUGUCUUUUUUAUUAUUGACUUUUAAAUAUUUAUAUUUAAAAGUAUAUUUGCACAGUCAGCAUCACAACCUAAACUGCCAUUUCAUCAAGCUACUUCCUCAAGUGAUCCAGAUAAGAUAUGUAUAAAUUAAAUGCUAUUAUUAUUAUUAUUAUUAUUAUUAUUAUUAUUAUUAUUAUUAUUAUUCGGAAUACUGCAAAAUUUCUGAAUUACAGAUCAGAUUUAGCGUGACUUUGGCAGUGAGCGGGGCAGUGCAUGGAAUGCAUAGAAUUGAACACAUCUUUCACGGGCACGUUUGUUUACAUUUUUAUACGUGUAGGUUUUUUUUUCAUCUUGUCCUUUUCCUCUUUUCUGUGAUCCUUCUGCCGAGACCACACAACAGAUAUAUACCAAAGGUCACACUGAGUCAUUAUGCAUGUAACAAAACAAAGCAUUUAUACAGUAUGUAUAUAAUUUCAAGCCUGCAGUACAUGACAUGUAUGUGCAUGUGAUAUAUUUACAAGUUAUGAAUGUUCGGGUUGCACAGACACACUCCCAUCUUUUAUAUAAUGUACGCAUUGCUGUAGCAUAUAAAGGGACUGCAUGCACCAGAUACUGUGUUUUUUAAAAGCCAAAAGAAUAAAGAUGCCAUGUACCUCA